AUGGCGUCCCGGAGACUGGCUUUGAACCUCUCGCGAGGUCUGCGAAACCGUGCUGGUCUUUCGGCCGCCGCUCCUUUCACACGAGGCUUUGCCACCCCUUCUACUGUCGGCAAGACUCAGACUUCGACUCUUAAGAAUGGAUUGACUGUCGCUACCGAGCACUCGCCCUUUGCGCAAACGUCGACCGUCGGUGUCUGGAUCGAUGCCGGUUCCCGGGCUGAGACUGACGAGACCAACGGUACCGCCCACUUCCUUGAGCAUCUCGCUUUCAAGGGUACCGCCAAGCGAACUCAGCAGCAAUUGGAGUUGGAGAUUGAGAAUAUGGGUGGUCACCUGAACGCCUACACUUCGCGCGAGAACACCGUCUACUUCGCCAAGGCCUUCAACUCUGAUGUUCCCCAGUGUGUCGAUAUCCUCUCCGAUAUUCUCCAGAACUCCAAGCUCGAGGAGUCCGCCAUCGAGCGUGAGCGCGACGUUAUUCUCCGAGAGUCCGAAGAGGUUGAAAAGCAGGUUGAGGAGGUUGUUUUCGAUCACCUCCAUGCUACUGCUUUCCAGCACCAGCCCCUUGGCCGCACUAUCCUUGGCCCUCGACAGAACAUCCGCGACAUCACCCGAAAAGAACUCACCGACUACAUCAAGAACAACUACACUGCUGACCGUAUGGUUCUCGUUGGUGCCGGUGGCAUCCCUCACGAGCAGCUCGUCGAGCUCGCUGAGAAGCACUUCUCCGGUCUCCCCUCAAGCGCUCCCCAGACCAGCGCCUACCUUGCCUCCAAGCAGAAGGCUGACUUCAUGGGUUCUGACGUCCGUGUCCGAGAUGAUGGCAUGCCUACUGCUAACAUCGCCCUCGCUGUUGAGGGUGUCAGCUGGAACUCUGAGGACUACUUCACUGCUCUUGUCGCUCAGGCUAUUGUUGGCAACUACGACAAGGCUGUUGGCCAGGCUCCCCACCAGGGCAGCAAACUCAGCGGCUGGGUCCACAAGCACGACCUUGCUAACAGCUUCAUGAGCUUCUCCACUAGCUACAACGACACUGGUCUUUGGGGUAUCUACCUUGUUUCCGACAAGCCUGACCGAGUUGACGACCUCGUCCACUUCGCUAUCCGUGAGUGGAUGCGCCUCUGCACCAACGUCAGCGCCGCUGAGACCGAGCGUGCUAAGGCUCAGCUCAAGGCCUCCAUCCUCCUAUCACUCGACGGCACCACAGCGGUUGCUGAGGACAUUGGCCGACAGCUCGUGACCACUGGCCGCCGCAUGGCCCCUAACGAGAUUGAGCGAAAGAUUGAUGCUAUCACCGAGAAGGAUAUCAUGGAUUUCGCCAACCGAAAACUUUGGGAUCGGGAUAUUGCUGUUAGCGCUGUUGGAACUAUUGAGGGUCUCUUUGACUACCAGAGACUUCGCAACACCAUGAAGCCCAAGUUUUGA
Fusarium tjaetaba is the source of this 1425-nucleotide messenger RNA. RefSeq names its product mitochondrial-processing peptidase subunit beta. Lineage: Eukaryota; Fungi; Ascomycota; Sordariomycetes; Hypocreales; Nectriaceae. The record is from RefSeq and is a predicted model, not a curated record. Gene Ontology annotation, molecular function: metalloendopeptidase activity; metal ion binding. Gene Ontology annotation, cellular component: mitochondrion. The transcript is spliced from 5 exons. The coding region runs from base 1 to 1425 and encodes 474 amino acids.